AUGUGCACGUUUAGGGCCAUCAAAGCCAAGAGAAAAGUCACUAACAAACGUAAAGAACCGGAAAAACGGAAGGUGAAAACAACAAAAGCCAACGAUUCUAAAACUUCAAAAAAUGACAAGUCCCAGGUUUGUUACACAUGCAUUAAUGCAUGGCAAUUGUAUCUCCUUGAAAUUGGCUAGUCUGAUUAUGUGUAAUAAGUCUCGUUUGUUUGUUACGUAGGUUAGCAUUCAGGGUGAAGAACGUCGUCCUACUCACACAGUUCGCAGAUAGGGACUAUGUCCCUUAUAGGCCUACCCUAGUUGUCCGUGGCGUGCAAUUGCUGAGGAAAUCUUAGGCUACCAACAUUUUUUUCCCAAAAUAUGCAUGCUGGAGUGUCCUUUAACGCCUUUAGCAUUCACGACACUGUUUGUGAAUGGGUGAAAUCAUAGGCAACUUUCUAACUUCGAGCAUUGGCGAAAUCCUAUCCGUCGACCAAUCGUAAGACCAUGGUUUUCGUCCACAUACUCUCGUUAAGUGUUAAAAAAUAAGCGAAUUCCGGAUUUCGUCCUAACGACGACGGUUUGCAUGGUAAGAUUGAUUCCAUUUGCGGUUUUUUUCUACGGACCAGUCAAGCCUUUUUCGUCUACGUCGAGUUGGCAUCCUUUAAAGGUCGUGUGCAAAGUCUCUUAACCAUCGCUUAUUUUGCGUGCCAGCCGGAAACAUUAUUUAUCUGUAAGGGCCUAAGAAAGGUUGCUCAGAUGCAUUUUCACAACGGCAAAAUUAAAAUACAAGUGCCGUCGCAUGUUUCCCUGAGAAUCAGUAAUAGCGACCAGGGAAACAAAUUGUUCUCCAUUCACCUGACAACUUUCUUCGUCUCUUUUUUGUGUACUCUGUCUGCCGAUGAGGAAUACACCACUUCACCUGUCAUACAGUCAAAUGGAAUGAAAUUUCUGAUUUGAGAAGCUGAUAGACACCUCUGUUGCUGUCAUGAAGUUAUCCACUUGCAUUUACACCCUUUUAACUUCUGUCACCCCUUGGCUCUAACCGCAGUUAUGUGUAUUCAAACCGACAUGGUCACGUCAGCCUUGUCUUCCUCGGUGUAUUUUUGCAUUUUUAAGACAGCUUUCAGAUGACAGCUAGUUUCCUCCUCGUUGCUAAAUGACCAAUUUUCUCCUCGUCGAGAACCAGAGUCACACUAGGAUUGCACCUGCCUUUUGACGUACAGUAGAUGCAGUAACUCAUGAAAUGUUAUGAGGAUACGCCCACGCCGCGUUCACCAAAUUUUUACAGUAGUAAACAAACGGCCGUUCUUAAAAAGAAGACGUAUUUGGGUUUAUAAAUUAGUUGAGAGACAUGAGAAUAAUAAAUUUUAAUUGAAAACUAAAAGUACGGAAAAUGGCUGCAUUACAAGUAAUUCAAGUAAGGCUAACCAUAAGGGUGCAUAGGGAACGGAGGAUUCGCAUUAAAAGCGAAAAAUAAUAACCAAUGCAGUAAAAAAUUUUUUAUUGACAGCCCAUUUUCAUUUAACGCAGCAGAAAGUCCAUCGCACAUUGAAAUAGCCAGGUUGCCUAUAAUGAUUGUUCAGUGUGAUUAUCCAGCACAAAUUCAGGCUUUUCUUUGCCUUGCGCCGCUUUCUUUUGAUAAGGGUGAAAUAUUUUUGAUAGGAUUAAGAUCCGGGCCGUUGGCAGGCAUAAAAUUGAACGGAUGCCACAUGCGGAAAGACAGGGUGUUGUCUAAAAAGUUAGAUUACAGUUGCAUGGGUUGCCGAAUUCAUAUCUCUUUAGAACGAUAGACGGGAGCAUUACGUAUGAAAUUAUAGUAUCCAUUCGGUGUCGGUUGAUAUCGUUUUAGCUGAAGACAUCCUUAGCAAUGCCGACAAGCACCUUGGUGUUGAUGGUGCCCAUAGUCGACUGACAAGCCACACCACACCAUCAACCGUCGACAUUUCCUGGAGUUUGGCGUCGGCGCAGUGGGUUUCCUGGAAAGCUCAUAUCUAAAAUUAAGAUCUUAUAUCAGAAGUAAAUGGUCUGCCAGAAUGUGCGCCUCUGAUCAAUGUAUUUCUUAGCAAAUGGCAAACGUUCUCUAAUAAGUUUCCUAUGUACCUGCAUCCUUUUCCCGAUUAUGUUCAUAGCGAACAUAAACAGAUGUUCCUCGUCAGUGGCCUGAAUGGGCAUGUAGUGAUGUCUUUUUGGUGUAUGAUGAAUAAAAUCGCCGUCUUGCUUUUUAUGAGCCGUUUUGGUUCGCUCCGCCUAUUUCUGGCAACACCUCUGCGGCAAAUAUCCGUAUACGUUCACAGUCGACUACAGAUAUAAACUGUCUGAACUUAUUUAUGGCACAAGAAAAGUGACAGCAUGUUGUAAGUGCUCAAUAUCUGUUUUCUUACGUCAAGUGAUUAUCGGUGUGAUAAAACGAACGGCGAUCAAAGGAAUUUAUCACCAAGUUUUAUGCUACAAAACGUCACAGAUUUACAAAUCAAAAUUUUUGAAGCUGGAUCUGCCCCUCUUUUUUUAAAAAUUCAAUUUCUCAUAUUUGCCUUCACCUGAUUCCCAUGGGCACGAAGCCCACUUUUCCGCCUCCAGAAGGGAUUUAUUUGGAAUUUUUCUUGUUUAAAUUGGUGUCCGUUUGCAGUAAAAUGCGCGCAAACGUGAGGUUUAGGCCUAUGAAUUUCAGUAGCGACGGAAAUUGCCUGGGUAUCGAAAAAGGUCGGAUUUCGCUCAAAUUUGGCAUAAAUAACAACACCAAGGUUAUGGCAUGCUACGCAUUCGAAUUUUCAUCUCGACUUUUUACGAGUUAGGCUGGUCUACUCUAGGCGUCUGCUAGCCGCGAUUUGAUGGCUUGCGGUCCAACCUUUUGUGGAAGUUAGCUGUUUCACAAGCGAGCUCCUAUGUAGGACGUAUAAGCAGUCACUGACGAGAAGAUGCUGUGUCGCGAGGGCACGAGCCGAAUCUUUUUUUAUCCGAAAGCUGUGUCAGGUCUUCGAACUGAACUGGAUUGGUCAUCAGAGGUUUUCAGACUGCGUCGAUUACGUUAUUAUGAUACGGCACCCUCGUGGCAGAAGCAGUUUACUCAGCCGCCAAAACUAACUGGCUCUAUGUCUUCAUCGAUAACCUUGUUUGAGGAUGGUGUGGCGUCAGGGUAUAAGUAUGACUCGUCUGCUAUCCCCUUUUGCAUAUCAGUUGCUAAAUAGCAAAGCUAUCGAGCAAAUUAUUUGAUAGAGACCACCUGUCUAAAUUAACCUCCGAGCAUGGUUCGACGGUAUUCGUUAAUCGAUCACACGACACUCUGAUUUGAUCUCCACACAGACUGGAGUGGUACCUAUUUUUCCAAAUGUUCUUUCUAGAAGUUCUUUUGACUUCGCAUUGAUAGUUGCCGCUAUCAUCCCUCUCAAUUGGUUCCGCCUACCUCGCAUCGCCCCAUCAAAACAGGAUUUUUGGGGAUUUUGGCGGGCGCAGAACUGUGUGAAUCAACACUUCUUCCUUGAGCGAACCUGUAAACACUGCUGCUCUUAUCCUUUGUUGUUUUUGUCCAUUUUCCCACCAAUAUAUGCUCUGUCGCACUCCCCGUGAUCGGCCAUACUGCAUGCCGCGGUGGUUGCUGGGUAUGAGUCCAGCGUGCUAUCGCGGAACAAGCAAAAACACUUGAGUACUUUGCGGAGUGAUUUGUUUAAUGCACCCUCCAGCAUCCAUCAGGGCCCUGUGUUUUUGCCUAUGUCGAACUACAAGAUAAACUGGGUCCUUGGGCGUCGGUUCGCUAAAUAUUGAUCUGCGCACUACAUACGCUGACCACAACCAGCGGUUGUUAGGCAUGUGUUUUGUCUCCUGUAAGCCCGAACAUAGCCAAAGUGCACCUGCACAUGUGACCCUUGAGAAAAUCACCUCAGAUUUCGCCCGCCUGCCGGAUCGUGUGCGUCGAAAAUUGUUGACUAAUUAAGUGCUGCUAUUUUUGAUCAAACAGGCAAAGCUAGGAUGAAAUCAGGUGUCGUAUUGGUCGGAUGCGUACGACUUCUGUUCUCUUUCAUCAUUCUACAAUAUCUGUCGGUUGAGAAAGUUCAGAGUGCGUGAGGUUUCCAUCCACAGGUUUUUUUAUAUAGGCAUAUAGCAUGAGAUGGAAGUUCAGUGGACACUAACCUCAUGGAAGUGUUCAGUGUGUUCCAUCCUCGAUUUGCAUCCCGUUUGGGCAUACAAACCACCAACCGUGCUCCUUCUGCUUCUCCACUGUGCUUCCCCUGAUCCCGUGUUUGUUUUCUCUCGCUGAGGAUCUUUCUGGAGAUCAAGUCGCCGUGAGCAGGUCUGCGACUGACGAUAUGUCGAGUUAAGUGUUAAAAUCUGAUUCGAAACGCACAUGAAAGUUCGACUGCCGUGCCCGAAAAUGUCCACCGUGUGCUCCACAGCAAGGUGGAGUAGGCACGGUGACAUGCGCGCGAAUUUGUUUAUAAUGGGAAUACACUUGCGCAGCAUCUACCCCACCCUCUUCUCCCCUCCACCUGGGUCCGGUGUAAAGACACAGUCAAGAAGACCGGACGCAGGAUGGGGCGGCGGUGGCUGGCACGACCGGAUCCACCCCUGGUCCAUAACAAACACUUUACCAGGAUCUUAGCAACAACAACAACAGCACUACAACGAGUCAGAAGGGCGACUGGGCAGCCUUGCUCGCGACCUGUAUACCCAACGCUAGUGCAAGGGCAUCUACUGACAGGGACCCAGGUGCCAGAGAACUGCCAACCCACACUAGGCUGCGGGGGCCGUGGUUUGCUAACCAUGGCAUUGCAGGUGCUUAAAUACUGUGAGGCCUACCCGCCCACAUAAUCUGCUGUUUGCCCCGUUCAUGUGCCAACUGGGUGGAAUUUGCCCGCGAUUUGCCUUCCCAAAGACUGGAAUGGGCGAUGCUCAUUUACAAUGCGAUUAACUGGCAGCACAGGACCUGCUGCAUCAGGUGUGAUGCUGGUCUUUGCUCGUACAAGUGCAGUAUUCUCUGUUUAUAUUUCAAUACUUAUCCUGGUAAGGGUACCUUAGAUUCCCUUGUUGCACAGCCAUCGACAAGGACGUCAACUCCGCAUAUUCUUCAAUUGGUAGACCCUAUCUAAAGGAUUCAAAUAUCAUCAUGUUUUCCCGUGCCCAAAUUUUUCUUCCACAGAAUGACGUCGGCGAACACGACUCUGAAACGGACAGAGUUGAGUCCAAAUCCCCCCCGGCCGAAUCCUCCACCGAGAAGUCGGAGGCUAAAUCGAAAAAGUCCUCCGGUGACUCUUUCGGCUUCCCCUUCUUCUCAACCCCUGCUCAAAAACCCAUCCGUCUGGAGUAUACGGAAGCUCAAGUGUUCACCCUUGAUGACCCCGAGACUGUCUACGUGUGGAUUCACGAACCACCACCCAGCCUCAAGACAUGGCUCCUCGGUGCAGCUCUCAUUCUCGGCAUCAUUUUGUGUUGCUUCUUCCCCAUCUGGCCCUGGCAACUGCGUCAGGCUGCCUACUACUUGACUGUGCUGGUUCUCCUCCUUCUCGGUCUCCUCUUCGUCACAGCUCUCAUCCGUCUCUUUCUCUACGUCUCCGUUUUCCUACUUAGUCUCGGCCGGCGACAGUUCUGGCUUUUCCCCAACUUCUUUGCGGACUGCGGCUUCUUUGAAUCCUUCCGGCCGUUCUAUAGCUUUGAGAAGACUGGCGCCGCUGCUGCUACGGCUGCUGGCAGUCCGGUUAAGUCGACUAAAAAGGAGGGCAAAAGGUCCUCAAAGAAGGCUGCCCCCUCAGUGGAAUCAUCCCCUCCGGCUUCUGUGGAACUAAAACCCGCCGAGGGGGAUUCAGAAAAGGCCUCGCAUGGGAAGCAGGACUGA
Messenger RNA from Spirometra erinaceieuropaei, 5806 nucleotides. The record is from the annotation of a GenBank genome assembly. Lineage: Eukaryota; Metazoa; Platyhelminthes; Cestoda; Diphyllobothriidea; Diphyllobothriidae.